GUCAAAGGCUGCAUCUUGAUUUACCUCAGAGUCACUUCCAAGCACAAUGUGUGGCGCUUGCCCAAAUGAAAUGAUGCCACUUGCCGUCUUCAUGGGUGGCUUGCUCUUUUUUUAAGCAUUGAAAACAAGAUUCCAGGUCCCCAUCCUAUGUCACUACCAACUCCACUGCAUUUUGUACUAAGCUUGCAUGAUGUUUACCUUUGAUGACCUACAUUGGCAAUUUAACACGUUCAGCAUUGCCAUUGCCAUUGCCAUUGGCAAUUACCCUUAAAGGCCUAUACUGGCAUUUAUAGAUUAUCCUACUGGCAUUUAUAGAUUAUCCUAUGCUAGCUACCCAAUGGACUAGAGCAUUACCCAUUGUUCAAAAAACACCAAAACCAUUGGACUCUUGCAAAGGGUUAUAACGGUGUCCGAUGAUUUGAUGGAUUUUCAUGCAGCCCAGUAUUGCAUUGGGGCUUAGUAGUCGGUGGCACAUAGACAUAGGCAUUGUUGUUGGCGGAGGCUUAUCAGAAUAGGUGGGCAUUGAAGAUGACAAUGGCAGCAAACAUAGGAAUGAUGGACAGCGCCUAUUUUGUAGGCAGGAAUGAGAUUCUGACAUGGAUUAACUCUACUCUGCAACUCAAUCUCAGUAAAGUGGAGGAGGCAGCUUCUGGAGCAGUUCACUGCCAAAUGAUGGAUAUGAUACAUCCUGGAGUGGUUCCCAUACACAAGGUAAAUUUCGAAGCAAAGACAGAAUAUGACAUGAUCCAGAAUUACAAAUUACUGCAAGAAAUAUUUUCCAAGUUAAAAAUAGAGAAGCAUAUAGAGGUUAACAAACUUGUUAAAGGUCGUCCAUUGGACAAUCUGGAGCUUCUCCAAUGGUUGAAGCGGUACUGUGACUGUGUAACAGGUGGAAUCAUGAAUAGCCAUUAUAAUCCUGUGGAGAGAAGAGGCAAGGGAGGAAAGGAAGUACACAGAAAGGGAAAUUCUUCAAUUCAAUCAUCAUCCCAAAACAAGGGCAAUGGAGGAAUCUCAAAGUCGGCUGUGGCCAGCUCAUCUUCAGGCAUUCGACGUGAUAUUUCUGGGACUGGUGCAAGUGGAAUCAAACAAGCGAAGCAUGUAUCAGUGCCUCCUGGGUAUGUUUCUACUGAACACAUUCAAGCAUUGAGUGAACAGGUAGCAGAGUUGAAGCUAUCUGUGAAAAGUCUUGAGAAGGAAAGGGACUUCUACUUUUCAAAGCUUCGUGAUAUAGAAAUCCUUAUUCGAAAUGAAGAGGUGGAACAGCUUCUGGUGGCAGAGGCCAUCCAGAAAAUUUUAUAUGCGGUGGAUGAUGAUUCUUCUGUAAUUGCUGAUGCUCAAGCUAUUCUUAGCAAAUCCUCAGCGCCUGUGGAUGGGACACAGAACUUCAAUGAAGAGGCUUCCAUGGGGAAGAUGGCGAAGGAUAAUCAUACACCUGUAGACAAAUCUGAAUCAGACUCUUGUGGACAGACAUUUUCUCCGCGACAGCAUAGGAAGUCAUUUAAAUUUUCAAGUGUUGGUGGAGAGCAGGUGCAACCUGUUUCACCUGUAAGUGUGCAGUGAUGAUUAAUUCCAGAAAAACAUAAAAAUAUUCUCUUGAACUCUACUGAUAACUGCAUAUAAUUGUGUUUAGUCUUGUUUGUGCUAACAUUUUUCCUGACAAAAGAACACUAAGAAACUGCGUGGAAAUCCAAGGAGCUCAAUGGAUAACAGCCUGAGCUUUGUAUCUAAUCCAAGUAAAUUUCUUUUUGUUUUCCCUUCUGGACAGUCAAAGGGGUUUCUCUAAGUCUAUGUAUAUGCUCCCUAUAUUACAAAGAAUAAUCGUCAGCUGCUCUGAGCUUUGCAAAAGCAUUGUUAUAACAGAGAACUAUUCAGAUU
This is a messenger RNA of Cryptomeria japonica (Japanese cedar), 1875 nucleotides long. RefSeq names its product microtubule-associated protein RP/EB family member 1A. Gene Ontology annotation, molecular function: microtubule plus-end binding. Bases 529 to 1560 code for a protein of 343 amino acids. Gene Ontology annotation, biological process: thigmotropism; spindle assembly; protein localization to microtubule plus-end. The record is from RefSeq and is a predicted model, not a curated record. Gene Ontology annotation, cellular component: microtubule organizing center; spindle midzone; cytoplasmic microtubule. Lineage: Eukaryota; Viridiplantae; Streptophyta; Pinopsida; Cupressales; Cupressaceae. The transcript has 9 exons.